This is a messenger RNA of Zonotrichia leucophrys gambelii, 1977 nucleotides long. It is a transcript of the gene DMTN, whose product is annotated as dematin actin binding protein. The coding region runs from base 339 to 1541 and encodes 400 amino acids. Gene Ontology annotation, molecular function: actin filament binding. Gene Ontology annotation, biological process: cytoskeleton organization; lamellipodium assembly; actin filament bundle assembly. The transcript is spliced from 17 exons. The record is from RefSeq and is a predicted model, not a curated record. Gene Ontology annotation, cellular component: actin cytoskeleton; plasma membrane. Lineage: Eukaryota; Metazoa; Chordata; Aves; Passeriformes; Passerellidae.
AUCCACAGGGCUCUCCUGCACCUCCUCCAUCCCUGGCCGAGCCUCGGGGCCUCUCCUGGCCCCGCUGCAGCUCCGGGCGCUCCCCGGUGCCGCUCCCGCCUCUCCCGGUGCCGCUCCCGGUGCGGCGGCGGGCGGGGGGCGGUCGCUGUGGCAACGCGCGUGCGGCGCAGGGGCGGGAGGGCUGCUCGGCGCGGGGAUGGCUCCCGGCGGACGGGCAGCGCUGCCUGCGGGCCAUGGGCUCCCCUGAAGAGGGAACGGCCGAGCCCCAGCGCCCAGGGGGAUGUGGAGCCACCGAGGCAGCGGAGCCUGUGACUGACACAGCCCCAGCCCGCGGCUGAAUGGAAAGACUGCAGAAGCAGCCUCUGACCUCCCCUGGGAGCGUCUGCUCUUCCCGCGGAUCCAGCGUUCCCGGCUCUCCCUCCAGCAUCGUGGCCAAAAUGGACAACGAGGUCCUGGGCUACAAGGACCUGGCUGCCAUCCCCAAGGACAAAGCCAUCCUGGACAUCGAACGGCCCGACCUGAUGAUCUACGAGCCGCACUUCACCUACUCGCUGAUGGAGCACGUGGAGCUGCCCCGCAGCCGGGAGCGCUCCCUGUCUCCCAAAUCCAUGUCGCCUCCUCCGUCUCCAGAGGUGAUCCGGGAGUGGCUGGAGAGCCGCCCCCCCAGCAGCGCCCCGGUGCCCCCCUCGCGCCAGGGCCCCGCGCCCACCCGCAGCAGCGUCCAGCACUUCCACCGCCCCGAGACCGACACCACAGAGCUCAACAUUUACAAGAAGCCCCCGAUCUACCGGCAGAAAGACCACCAUUCCAGUGCCCACCACGGGAAGCAUCUCAUCGAGGACCUGAUCAUCGAAUCCUCCAAAUUCCCGGCGGCGCAGCCCCCGGACCCCAACCAGCCCGCCAAGAUCGAGACCGACUACUGGCCCUGCCCGCCCUCGCUGGCCGUCGUGGAGACGGAGUGGAGGAGGCGGAUGGCGUCCAAGAGAGGCGAGGAGGAGGAUGAGGAUCUGACCGAGGAGAUGAAGAACCUGCGGGAGCUCCAGAGGCAGGAGCUGAGCAAGGUCACCUCCAACCUCGGGAAGCUGAUCCUGAAGGAGGAGAUGGAGAAGUCGCUCCCGAUCCGGAGGAAAACUCGCUCGCUGCCGGACCGGACGCCUUUCCACACGUCCCUCCACACGAGCUCCAAGAGCUCCUCCCUCCCCGCCUCCGGCCGGAGCACCCUCACCCGGCUGCAGUCAGCAGAGUUCGGCUCGGCAGGGAGCGAGAAGGGGAGCCCUGCCCUGCAGAACGGCCAGCGCGGGCGGAUGGACAGAGGGAACUCCCUGCCCAGCAUGCUGGAGCAGAAGAUUUACCCCUACGAGAUGCUGAUGGUGACGAACCGAGGCCGAGUGAAGCUCCCGCCCGGCGUGGACAGGACCAGGCUGGAGCGCCACCUGUCCCCCGAGGAUUUCCUCAAGGUGUUCGAGAUGUCGCCGGAGGAGUUCGGCAAGCUGGCGCUGUGGAAGCGCAACGAGCUGAAGAAGAAAGCCUUCCUCUUCUGAGCCCUCCUCCUCCUCCUCGGGCCAGCUCCGUCCGUGUCGCGCCGUGGAAUCGCUUCAGGGCUCCCCAGCCGGUUUUUAUUGGGGUCCCCCCACAGCUCCUCCUCCAGCCCCCCAAAUCUGCGCCCCCCAAAAUCUGUGCCCCCUGCCUCAAUCCUGGGGGUUUAGGGGGCAUCGAACCUGCCUGGCACGGGGGAAUGGGGGGAUUGAACCCGCCUGGCAUGGGGAGAAGGUGGGGUCGAACCUGCCUGGCACGGGUUGGGGACUGGGGGGCUCCAACCUGCCUGGCACAGGGGAAUGGGGGGGAUUGAACCUGCCUGGCAUGGGGAGAUGGGGGCAUCGAACCUGCCUGGCAUGAAUGGGUCUGGGGACAUUGAACCUGCCUGGCAUGGGGAGCUGGGGGGGCACAAACUUGCCUGGCAUGGGGAGAUGGGGGCAU